ACCAAGACCGGGGGAAAUGACACAUCAUUUAGUCACUUGGGUCAAUGUCUUAUUUUCCAUUGGGUCUAUUCCAAGCUCGUAAUCUCCAAUCCAAUCUCCAAUAUCUCAUUUUCAAGUCCUUCUCAAUCUUCCUACAACAGAAAUGACAACUCCAACCAUCUUUGUUACACUCAUUCUCUUAACUACUUUGAAUGUGGACAUCAUCAUAGCAUCCAAGCAUGGAAAUGACUAUGUUAGAGAUGCAUGUAGUGUAACUAAGUACCCCACCGUUUGUAUUCGGUCAUUAUCGUCGUUCUCAUGCAAGGCGAAGAGGAGCUCACAUAGGUGGGCCCGGGCAGCGGUAUCGUUCACGUUGGGGGAGGCGAAGAGCGUGAGGAGGUAUUUGGGGUCGCUUAGAAGUGGGGGAGAGAUGAGGGGAAGGGAAGGGAUGGCGUUAUUGGAUUGCAUUGAGUGUUUUGGUGAUACGGUUCAUCAGCUCCGUAGCUCGCUGUUUGAGCUGAGGAGAUUGAAUGGGAAGACGUUUGAGAGGCAGAUGGGGAAUGUGGAGACGUGGGUAAGUGCAGCGCUGAGUUAUGAAGAUAGUUGCUCGGAAGGGUUGAAAGGUAGGAGAGGGAAGGAGGUGAGGUUCCUUAGAGGUAAGGUUGUGAAUGUUACGCAGUUCACUAGCAAUGCUCUGUCGCUUGUUAAUAAACUGGCGUCUGAUGGAGGUGCUGGCUUCGACGGUCCUUAGAAAUCAUAGGAUGUCUAUGUUUUGAUGUUAGCAGUAUUUCAGCGUAUUGGUGGCUUGAUACUAAGAUAUAAUAUAUAGUAUGUGUGUCCUUUAUACAAUACUCUCUCUCUCUCUCUCUCUCUCUCUCUCUCUGAGAGUUUAUGAACAUGUAGCAUGAUUGCUGAGAAGCCUUCUCUCUCUCUCUCUCUCUCUCUCUCUCUCUCUCUCUCUCUCUCUCUCUCUGAGAG
Molecule: messenger RNA, 957 nt
Organism: Magnolia sinica
Lineage: Eukaryota; Viridiplantae; Streptophyta; Magnoliopsida; Magnoliales; Magnoliaceae
Product: pectinesterase inhibitor 6-like
Exons: 1
Coding region: 143-730 (195 amino acids)
Biological process (GO): negative regulation of catalytic activity
Molecular function (GO): enzyme inhibitor activity
Source: RefSeq, a predicted model, not a curated record